Molecule: messenger RNA, 4245 nt
Organism: Trichomycterus rosablanca
Lineage: Eukaryota; Metazoa; Chordata; Actinopteri; Siluriformes; Trichomycteridae
Product: plakophilin-4-like
Exons: 22
Coding region: 207-3665 (1152 amino acids)
Biological process (GO): cell-cell junction assembly; cell-cell adhesion
Cellular component (GO): nucleus; adherens junction; plasma membrane
Molecular function (GO): cadherin binding
Source: RefSeq, a predicted model, not a curated record
CUUGGUGACGUGAUGGGGAGCGGAGUUGCUCCGGAGUGGGAGCGGGGCAGAGUAGCAGAGGGAGUGGGAGGAGAGGAGCUUUUCUCCGCGGAGGAGUAUGGAGCCGAGUCCGGAGUCUCUGUGAAAGACGGAUUUUCGGGCUUUCUGAUGGGAGCUGGCGUAACUCCUAGCAGAAAGUGAAGUAAAAGUGUCCUCCGAAAGGAGGAAUGCCUGCUCCUGAACAAAGCCCAGGGUCGGAGGAGGGACUGCUGCUGCCAAUCAAGGAUUUAUUAGCCAAUCAUAACAUGGAGUCUGAGAGCACUGCCAACACAAUCCUGGCUUCUGUUAAAGAGCAGGAGCUCCAGUUUGAGAGGCUGACCAGGGAGCUGGAGGUGGAGCGACAGAUUGUGGCCAAUCAGCUGGAACGAUGCAGACUAGGGGCGGAGUCACCAGAGGUUGCAAGUUGCAGUUCCUCUGAGAAGGAUCUUCCCUGGAGACCUACAGAUGUGUCGACCUCCACCAAUGCCAAAUCUGUCAGGGAGCAGCUGUCCCUGUACUCACCGGAGCGGAGCCCUCUGCACGAAAGUGAGGGGUCUGUAGGGAACUCGCGCAGUUCCACUCAGAUGAACUCUUAUUCUGACAGUGGCUACCAGGAUGCCGGCAGCUACUACAUCAGAACAGAGGGGCGGCCGCAGCAUUCGUACCCAAGUACCGGUCCUGUUACCAGCGGAACGCUCAAGAGGAACUCCAGGGCAGAGGGCCAGGCUGUUACCCAGAUGACGGCCACAGUCGGCGGGGCGAUCCCAGGCCGGGCCAUGCGUCGCGUGAGCUCUGUUCCCUCACGGACGCAGUCGCCGGCCUACGGCAGCAGCAUCUCGCCCUCCCGCGGGUCCCUGCGGGCGUCGCCGGGCAGCGCUUACGGCUCACCCAUCGUGACGGAGCCCAAGCCGCUGCCCAGCAUCUUCUCGAGCAGCACGUUGCCCAGCAGCCAGCGCGCAAACUCGCCCUACACCACCCAGAGGAACUCGCCCUCCGCCCUGCGCAGGGUGGGCUCGGGAAGCGCCAACCGCACGACAUCGGCUUACCCGGGACGACUGGGUUCACCUAUCUGCGUGCCAGGGGAGGAAAACCAGGUGCCAUUAAGCUCGUCUCCGACCCGGACUGGGAUGACGGCGGUACCACAGCAUUAUGGGUCCACGUUACAGAGGGCGAUGCUCCACGAGGGCUCUGAUCCCUACUGCACACACUCGUAUGAGAUCUAUGAGAGGAUGGUGCCAAGGCCAGAUUGCUUAACAGGUCUGCGAGCGUCCUACGCGAGUCAGCCGAGUCCACACGGAGCUGAUCUGCGAUCGGCUGUGAGUCCAGACCGUCACAUCGGACCCAUUUAUGAGGACCGGGCCUUUCAGGGGCCUCUGUACCGCAGUCCCAGUCACAUCACACACACCCCUGUGUACAGGUCACCCUCAGGUGUUGGAAACCUGCAAAGAAGCUCCAGCCAGCGCAGCAACAUGACGUACCAAAGAAACAACAACUACGCGCCGGUGACGUACCCCGAUCCGUAUCGCCCAGGCCUGUACCGGCCCUCUGAAGGCGGCUUCAUCCGGCACGCCAUCAACGUCGAUGACGGAGCCCUGCGAUCCCCCUCUAUCGACAGUAUUCAGAAAGACCCCAGAGAGUUUGCAUGGAGGGAUCCAGAGUUGUCGGAGGUGAUUCACAUGCUGCAGCAUCAGUUCCCCUCCGUACAGGCCAACGCCGCCGCUUACCUUCAGCACCUGUGCUUCGGAGAUAACCGCACCAAAGCAGAGGUCUGUCGGCUGGGUGGGAUCAAACAUCUGGUGGAUCUGCUGGACCACAAGGUCGUGGAGGUGCAGCGAAACGCCUGUGGUGCCCUGAGGAACAUGGUAUAUGGGAAAGCCACCGACGACAACAAGAUCGCCGUGAGGAACGCUGGAGGUGUUCCCGCCCUGCUACGCCUACUGAGGAAGACUGUGGACGCCGAAGUUCGAGAGAUCGUCACAGGGGUGUUAUGGAACCUGUCCUCCUGUGAUGCCGUAAAGAUGACAAUCGUUCGCGAUGCCUUAACGACCCUGACCAACACUGUGAUCAUUCCUCACUCGGGCUGGAGCAGCUCGUCCUUCGAGGACGACCACAAGCUCAAAUUCCACUCCUCACUCGUGCUGCGUAACACCACCGGCUGCUUGAGGAACCUGAGCUCUGCAGGAGAGGAAGCCAGGAAGCAAAUGCGCUGCUGUGAGGGCCUCAUCGACUCGCUGCUCUACGUCAUCAAAGCGUGUGUCAGCGCGGCCGACUUCGACAGCAAGAUUGUGGAGAACUGUAUAUGCACCCUGCGGAAUCUCUCGUACCGGUUAGAGCUGGAGUUGCCGCCUUCAGGACUGAUGGAAAACCAGGAGACGGACGGGCUGCUGGGAUCAGAAUCACCCAGUAGAGAAGCCGACCACAGCUGCUGGGGGAGGAAGAGGAAGAAAAAGAGAAAAAGUGUCCAGGAGGAUCAGUGGGACGGUGUCGGGCCGAUACCCGGUCUAUCCAAGUCUCCCAAAGGAGCAGAAAUGUUGUGGCACCCUGCAGUGGUGAAGCCGUACCUCACCCUGUUAGCAGAGAGCUCGAACCCGGCCACACUAGAGGGUGCUGCUGGAUCACUGCAGAACCUCUCAGCCGGCAACUGGAAGUUCUCCUUAUAUGUCCGUGCAGCGGUUCGUAAGGAGAAAGGUUUACCCAUCCUGGUGGAGCUGCUCCGGAUGGAUAAUGACCGUGUGGUGUGUUCUGUAGCCACAGCGCUCAGGAACAUGGCACUGGACGUCAGGAACAAGGAGCUGAUAGGGAAGUACGCGAUGAGAGAUUUGGUGAACAGGCUGCCCGGAGGAAGCACCACUCAGUUGUCUGAUGAGACGGUGGCGGCUAUUUGCUGUACAUUGCACGAGGUCACCAGCAAGAACAUGGAGAACGCCAAAGCUUUGGCUGACACGGGGGGCAUCGAGAAACUCGUCAACAUCACCAAAGGACGAGGAGAGAGAUACUCUUUGAAGGUGGUGAAGGCUGCAGCUCAGGUUCUCAACACACUGUGGCAGUACAGAGACCUGCGUACCAUCUACAAGAAGGACGGCUGGAACCAAAAUCACUUCUUGACGCCCGUGUCCACUUUGGAACGAGACCGCUUUAAAUCCCAGCCCACGUUACCCUCAAACUCCCUGCAGAUGUCUCCGGUCCAUCAGACCGCGGGCAGCAGCACCUCGUCUCCGGCAGUGUUGGGGAUUAAGGAGCAGCGCUCUGAUUACCAGAGGACAGAGUCAUCUAUGCAAUUUUAUAACUACCAAGGAGACAACAGUGUGCAUAAAACCCAGUAUGCAGGGUCUGCGAAAUCAUCUCCGUUUUAUAUCAGCUCCUACUCCUCACCGAACAGGGACGAGGCCAGAAGAACGCAGCAGCACAUAUAUUACGCCGACGAGAGCGGGCGGAGGGGAUACGAGGCGUACCGGACCUGCGUGCACUCCCCUCAGGGUUACGACGACCCGUACCCGGAGGAGACGGUGCAGUACUCGACCGCGGACUACCCCACACAGCCUCACACGCUCAAAGCCACCACCAACUACGUGGACUUUUACUCCAGCACACGCAGACCCUCGUACCACACCGAGCAGUACCCGGGCUCGCCCGACUCCUGGGUUUAGAGACGCCGCCCCGACCCGCCCCGCCCUCAGAGCAGAGCUGCCUGCUGAGUUUGAUCAGAGAUGGAUUCUGAACGUGGCUGAUGGGAGAGAUGAAAUGUUGGCCCAAGAAGAGAAAGACGGAGGAGGAAUGAUUGUAUCUAUGGAUAUAGAAAGGAAAUCAAUCAGUGUGUGUGUGUGUCGGAACGCUGGCGACGGUGACGGUGAAGGAACGCGUCAUGUGCAGAAAGGUUUGCGUCUGAGAAUCAGAUCAUGUGGAUGUACCGAGACUGAAAACGAUCAUGAACUUUUCACCUGUAUAAAAGAAAUAAUAAUAAAUAAUGAGCUAAAGAUGCUAGUUUAUACAGAGGGAACAAAAGUGUAUCCGUACUUCUCCUCGAGAUCGUGAACGCCAUUAAAUCUUGUACAUUUCCGUGGCAGUACUGUAAAUACAGAACAGAGAAAACCGCGCCUGGUUCCUGCUCUUCUGGACUGAAGAGGACUUGUGCCACAGUGAGAUGAUGUAGAAAUCUAUAAAUAUACAGAGCAGAGCGCAGGAGAUCAGAAAUAAUAAAUUUCAUCUUUGUUUUUUAUAAAACUACAA